AUGGCGGUGGGAGCUGUGGGACGUUUCAUACGCUCGGUUCACAAUAAAUAUUUCGUCAUGUUUGCCAAUCAUCAAUAUCAAUACCAACAAGCCGGUGGUGGCGCAGUGUCCACUGGCGGCAUGGUUUGGAAUGGAAAUGCUUGGGUUCAGUCGUCCGCGGCUGCGCAGCCACAAAAUGGUCGCAGCAGUACUUUCUCGACGGCCUCCUACGGCGGAAAAGAGUCACGCUGGGCUCGUGCUCCGCAGCAACAGGCAAGACCAGCAGCAGCCAAACCACAACAAGGAGGUCCUCCUGAUGGUUUAAAGAGGUAUGUCCAUCGAUGCUUGGAAAAGUGCGCUUCCGAGGAACAGAAAAAGCAAGUCCAAAAGGAAACCGAACGGGUGAUUGCCGAAGCACUGCAGGAUGGGACCUUGCAUACCAAGAAUUGGGAUGCGGUCCCUCUCAUCUCUCUGCCUGAUUACUCGCGAAAGCGUGAUUCGUUCUCAUUGCAACAAAGCAUCUCCAGUAAGAAACAAAAAGUGAAAUCGAAUACUGACAUGUAUUAUGGUCACACGAGAGGAGGUCCAAAUAAUGGUGGAUACUACGGCCCUUCAUCCUCUUCUCCUCACCCUAACCCCACAGCUUCAUCAUCAACAUCUCAUCAGCAGUACUCCUCUCGGCAGCAAUCCAGUAGUAAGUAUCAAAAUCAUUACGGCCCGGCCGACGAAAACGAAGAUUUUAUCAAAGUUCCCAAUUUUGGCGUUAAAAAGGGCAGCAACAAGUAUGUGAAUCCCAACAGCGCCAAGAAGAAGAAGCCCAUGGAUGAUGCUGGAUUCCAGCGCUCCUCGUCGACAAUGGCCCAGCGUGCCAAUCGUUUUUCUGGGCCUGGUGGCAAUGCCGAUGUGCGUCAAGCCACGGCCAAGGGCAUUGAUGCGCGGUACAUGGGCAAGGGUGUGAUUGGCGGAUCCUCAAAGAAGUUGGAUGAAACAGAUUACGAACAAAUGAAGGUGAAGGGAACUUGUCGAAAGUUGGAAAAACAGUAUCUUCGUCUCACAGCACCUCCCAAAGCAGAAUUGGUCCGUCCCUUGGAAAUUCUUCAACAGCACUUGGGGAAUCUCAAGAAAGAGUGGAAGUCAAAGUCUCGUCGUGAUUAUUUGUGGUUUUGUGCCGAAAUGAAGGCGGUUCGUCAAGAUUUGACAGUGCAGCACAUUCAAAAUUCCUUUACAGUGCAAGCGUAUGAGUUUCAUGCCAGGAUUGCUCUGCAAGAGGGAGACAUUAACGAGUUCAACCAGGCCCAGACGCAACUCAAAAUUUUGUAUGAAAAGUUGGAUGAUGCCAAGUCGCUCGAGAAUGAAAACGAGUUUGUUGCGUACAGGAUGAUCUAUUUCGUUGUCAUGUCUCUCAACAAGGGUUACAAGGGCGGGUCUUCCGACUUGUUGAAAUUGAUGUUGUCUCUCACUUCUUCCCAACGAAAUGACCCUGCCAUCAAGCAUUCCCUGCAGCUUCGUGCUGCCGUGGCGGAGAUGGAUUAUCACAAGUUCUUUCAGCUCACGAAGUCGUGCCCCAACCUCGGGGGCAUGCUGAUUUCCCGUAGCGUUCCAAUCAUGAGAUAUUUGGCGCUCCAACGAAUCUGCAGGGCCUACCGUCCUUCCGUUGCAUUUGUGUUUGCAUUGAAAGAGUUGGGGUUCUCGGCUCAGACAGCGAAGGAGAUUGAAGAUGGUUGUUUCGUCUUGGGAUAUAUGAGUCUUCCCCGACGCUGGUGUGCCAGCUUCUUUGUUGUUGCUGGUUUGAUGGUGGCAGAGUGA
Molecule: messenger RNA, 1785 nt
Organism: Seminavis robusta
Lineage: Eukaryota; Bacillariophyta; Bacillariophyceae; Naviculales; Naviculaceae
Source: the annotation of a GenBank genome assembly